AUGGAGUGCACCGAUGACCAAAAACUACAGUUUGCUACCUUUCUGCUAAAAGGUAAGGCUCGUCAUUGGUGGAGAUUGGUGCAACCUAGAUAUGGGGAUCCGACAACAAUUACUUGGGCCAAUUUCCGUCAGGAGUUCUUCGAUCAUUAUUUUCCUAUGGUGUAUCAGGAUGCUAAGCAGAAGAUGAGAGAGCAAAAUGUAGGAGAGGAGGGCCUCAGAGGUAGGAUCAGAACAAUAGUGGCCUCACACUACUGCUCAGAGUUUGGGAAAUUGACAGAGAUAGCUAUGAGAGUUGAGAGUAAUUUGAGAGAUUUUGAUAAGAGAGAGCCACAAAGACCAAAGCGUAGUAACCGUGAGUGGACAGUUGGUGGCCCAAGCAAUAGAAAUCAAAAAAGAGAUGAUAGUUUUUCCGAGACCUCGAGCAGUUCAAGACAGAUGCAAAGACAGGCUCAGAGUCAACAUUCAGUGGACAAUAGUAAUUGGAAUAUGAGGACUCAAGACAAUAGAUAUCAAAGUGGUGGUGCAAGUGGGAGUCAACGAUCACCCUGUAACAGUUGUGGUAGGUUUCACUUGGGGCAGUGUCAGAAAGGAGCUUCACGUUGUUAUCAUUGUGGGCAGUUUGGCCAUAUCAAGAGAAAUUGUCCCAUUUUGGCUCAAUGUGAUAAUGCCUCGGUUCAGCAGAAUUUCAAAGGAAAUAAGGGCCAGUUUCUGGGACAACAGAAAUCUCAGGUACAGAAGGCCUAA
Molecule: messenger RNA, 744 nt
Organism: Pistacia vera
Lineage: Eukaryota; Viridiplantae; Streptophyta; Magnoliopsida; Sapindales; Anacardiaceae
Exons: 2
Coding region: 1-744 (247 amino acids)
Molecular function (GO): nucleic acid binding; zinc ion binding
Source: RefSeq, a predicted model, not a curated record